Styela clava is the source of this 816-nucleotide messenger RNA. The record is from RefSeq and is a predicted model, not a curated record. NCBI's taxonomy places the organism in Eukaryota, Metazoa, Chordata, Ascidiacea, Stolidobranchia, Styelidae.
AUGAAUUUAUCUCUUGAUGCAUAUGAUUUGAAGCACUGUGGAAAAAUGAUGAUGGCACUAAACGAACAAAGAGAAAGCAAAGAACAUAGUGACUUCGCAAUUAUGGUUGGUGAUAAAGAAAUACCAGCACACAGGAAUGUUCUGUCAGCAGGAUCAGAUUACUUUCGUGCAAUGUUGUCUCAUGAAAAUGUUGAAAGUAGAACUGGUAUUGUGACGAUGCAACAAGUUCAGUACUCAAGCGUAAAAACUUGCAUCGAUUAUAUUCAUACUGGUAAUAUUCUCACUCAUGAUGAAGAAGAUUGCGAGCAACUUAUGCACACCGCGUCUAUGAUGCAAAUAAAGGGCUUGUGCGACAAAAUUGCAAUAUUGCUUGAGGAGGAACUGAGCCCAGAAUCGUUCUAUUCAACAAAGAUGAUUGCAAACACUUUCAACUGCACUGGUUUAGUUGAAAGUUGCAACAAAUAUGCUCUGAAGAAUUUCCAAUCAAUUGCCACUGAGGACGAGUUCAAACAUUUGAAUGAAGAUUAUGUUUCCUUCCUGCUUGGAUCAAAAUUAUUCAAUGCGACUGAAGCUGUCAAGUGCAAAGCUUUGAUUAUCUGGACCAACUUUGAUUUGGAGACUCGGGCAUCGAUAUUUGGAAAAUUAUUAGAAUAUCUGGAUUUGUCGAAGAUUUCGGAGAAAUAUCAAAAGUUUUUGGUGGAGAAAGAGGUUGGGGAAUUAAUUUUGUUUUUUGGCAUUGAGGAUAGUUAUUGUAGUGGAGUACUUGACAUUGCUGAACAUGUGACGUUUCAUUUUGUGCCAAGUUACAGAAAAUAA